Molecule: messenger RNA, 3825 nt
Organism: Notolabrus celidotus (New Zealand spotty)
Lineage: Eukaryota; Metazoa; Chordata; Actinopteri; Labriformes; Labridae
Product: leucine-rich repeat-containing protein 3-like
Exons: 2
Coding region: 885-1673 (262 amino acids)
Cellular component (GO): plasma membrane
Molecular function (GO): protein binding
Source: RefSeq, a predicted model, not a curated record
GGGAUCCCUUUUAGCAGCAUGAGAGAAGAAGAAAGCGACCACAGCGGUGCAACUCGCAAUGCUGCGCCUCUGCGCAUAUCCACACACUCACUCACUCACACACAUACUCACACCAAGAGAGAAACACAGCUGCUGCAAAAGCUGCACUGACAGCAGGUUGUAAACUGCGAUCAAACAGUUGGAUGUGGACUCUUUAAUGGGCUGUUUUCUCUGUGAAUGGGGAUGUUUUUUUGCAGGGGAUUUUUCUCUCUGGAUUAUUUCUUCCUUGAUGUCUCAUCAAACACAAUAAAUCUCUCCUGUGAAUGCACGGACUGGACAGAGUGAAGCUAUCAGGUUUCUUCUGAUCCACCAUGAAGAUGUGAUUUCCAACCCUGGUUCUCCUUACCCACAUCACACUCUGACGUCAUACUUACCUAGCAUGCAAACCAAUCGGCUCCCUUUCUGCUGGAUCAGGGCUUGGAGUCCCAUAACUUUCAACAUAAAUUAUGAAUAGUAAUGAUGUUGAAGGUGCCCAGGGAUGAAAACUUUAGCAGUUCAUGCCCAGACUAAAGCCAUAUCCGGACAGUUCUUUAAUUCAUUUGAAUGAGGCGAGAAGCCAACACAGAGGGCACAAGCAAAAUACCUGCUGGGUCGUCUGGCAAAAAAAGUGAAAUCUGGCUCAACUUCUGCAGCAAAGAACAUCAUUCAGCAAGGCACUGCAAUCAAUUUUUCCAAGUACGUGUUAGCAUGAAUGGAUUAUUUCUGCUGAUUACUUCAAGCUCGUUGGGAGAGACAGUUCAUGGAUCUAUGCAUCAAGCUGGACUUCUUGGAUUUUAUUUCAUGUCCCCAAGGCAGCACUUAAUCACCAAAGGGUUGAUUUAACGCAGGGCUGAUUUUGCCCGCUAAUGGGGGCCUCUCAAAGGUGGAGGUCAGCGAUAAAGCCUCCGUCCUUUGCUUCAUUUCUGUUCGUGGAAACAUUGUUGCUUUCAAUGAUAAUGACUGCCUGCGCGUGUCCUAAGGUCUGUCACUGCACGGACAGGAAUGGUGUGGUGGUGCAGUGCACCUCACGCAACUUGGAGAGCAUCCCAACGAACUUGCCAAAGGACACGGUCGUUCUCCUGCUUUCAUCUAACCGGAUCAGACACAUCACAAGGGAGGCCUUCACGGACCUCCAUCGCCUCAGGGAACUGGACUUAUCACAAAACGCCAUUGAGAACGUGGAGGUCGGUGCCUUUCAAGGAAUUUCAGAGAGCCUGCGGACCUUGGAUCUUUCCAACAACCACCUCAGCGGCCUCCCAAAAGACACCUUCGCCAAGCUGCACGCCCGGGUCCGCCUUUCUAACAACCCCUGGCACUGCGAGUGCUCUUUGCAGGAGGUGCUGCGGGAGCUGAGGCUGGACCCUGAGACAGUGAACGAGGUCAGCUGCUACACGUCGGUGCAGGAGGAGUACGUGGGACAAUCUGUCAUCCAAGUCCUGGACUCUGGAAUCAACUUUUGCAACUUCCAUCACAAGACGACAGAUGUGGCCAUGUUUGUUGCCAUGUUCGGCUGGUUCUCCAUGGUGACCGCUUACAUCAUUUACUACAUCAAACACAACCAGGAGGACGCCAGGAGGCACAUGGAGUACCUUAAAUCCCUGCCUAGCACGUCACAUAUUAGCAAGGACUGUGACACAGCCAGCAGUGUGCUUUAAUGUGUUUGAGAAUGGAUGCAACUGUACCGCGGAUGAGAGGAAAUAGAACCGAUGAAUAUAAAUGGAGGUGUACCAAUGAAUAUGUGUGCUGCACAUAAGGAAUGCUGAUGGGUGACAGCUCUGGAGUGAGUGAUAAAACUCUGCUCUGGGAUUUAACUGCACAAGGAACAAACACAUUAGGAAGGAAGAGGUUCUCAACAAGUACAGGUUUGAAUAAGCAGCAGUUACAGUUUUAGAUUAUUAAAUAGUAACCUCAAAUAGGUGACCUGCUGGAGAACAGGUCAUUAUUUUCCUCUCAAAUGUCAUGUGUAAAAACAUCUUCAAGACUAACUCCCUUAAACUCCCUGAAGAGUAACCUCACAUCUCUACGAAGGGCUGAUAUUCAGAAGUGGUAAUAAAUUCAAGAAGAGCCUAUUCCUCCCACUUUAUAUUGGGAUUAUGUAUAUUCAUCUAUCCAUAAAGGAUCCAAGCCAGUAGUGCAGAUAAGGACACCUGCAAGGAAUUACAUUACAAGCUUGAGCACCUGUCACUCCACUUGAUAUUUUUCUAUAGCAGGUAAUAACUUUGUCCCUUUUGAGAGUGAAAACAAUCAACUCCUGUCAGAGAGGAUGUCAAUGACGAGUCUGUCGAAACAAAGGCUGUUGUUGAUUUUCACACUUUCAAUUAUCUUCUAAGUUUUAAUUAAUUGCUACUGUGUGAUGUUCCACGUUUAGAACAGUAGUUUUGUGAAAUUCCUACGUGCAGAUUGAAGGGAUCUUCAGCUUUUUUUUGAGUGGGGUUGUAUGAGGUACUUGUCAAUACUUAGUAUAUCACCUACAGGAGAUGUCAGUCAGCUAGAAGCCUUUAUUGAUAAACCAACAGGAGUACCAGCAACUUGAGGAACCAGGCGGAGAAUCAAUGAGGAAGCUAGGAUAUACACGGCUGCAGAUGGGGUCAGUACUACCAGGUAUUAGUAAGUACUAAUGUCAGCGUAAGUGCACUGUGUGCUUUAUUUUUUUACUUUGCUGUCAGAAAGCCACUUAUUUGGCACAGGUGCUGCUUCUAGAAAUAAUGCUAAAGCCAAGUGACAUUCUGACAUUUAAUUAAAGCACUGAUAACUUUGUAAAUACAGCGUACAUUCACACCAACAUUGGAGUAGGUGAGGUGAAUUAUGAGGUAGGACUUACCUGUCUGCAAUGGUUGAAAGCCGAGCUUCAGUGCCGGUCAUCCUUCUGGUGCCGAGCUGACCGGUGUCUCCUGUGGGUAACACACUUACUGUUAACAACUAAACCAAACCAAUAUGAUGAAAUAUAGUGGAGCUGAUCUAGAGUUGUGUUAAACACACUGGACUCCAACAUACUAGAGAAAUAUUCAGUGCAGAAGUAAAAUAUACUGCUAGGGUAAAGCAAUCUGUUGAAAAAUGUAAACUCCCUGAAACUGAGUUUCAUCUCCCGAGGAGUUCAAGUGAAAACAAACAGUUUAAAAGAGUUUUACUCAAGGAAACACAUUCUUCCUAUUUGUGCCUGGCACCUGAAAUCCACUGGGGCAAGACAGGCCAUUUAGCAAGGUUGUUCAAGCAAUAUUUCCUUCUAACUGUGAUACACAGAUUCAGGCAGAAUUGAUCAAAUUGGGAAAGGAAUGCAAAUGAUUGUGCUCCUCCAUCCACUGUUGUUUUGUGAGUGCUAGAAGUUGUAAUAGAUACUGGAUGGAGGUUCCAUGGUGCAUUAAAAUGAUGUAACAAAAGAGGGCCAGUCAAAACUCAAACAGAAGGACUUUUGACAUUCCUGUAUGACUUUUCCUUAAUUAAAGAAAUCCAAAGUUUCUACAUGUUUUUACUUCUUUACAUCAAAUAGAAGAUUUUGGACCACUGCCCUUUCUUUUGUUUUCUUUGGAUAGCCUGUGUUUGUGGCUUUUCCACUUUCAGCCCCCUCUCUAAUUAAGAAUAAUAAAAGUGAUGCAUUUUUAAUUAGAAUCUGGACUACCGCAGCUUUAUGUUUGUUAUGGUGCAUUUUUGUGGAUGCUGUAUUUACAGUUUAGCUGCUGCCCUUUUAUGGGUAUGUGAGCAUCCCAGAGGGUUGCUCAAUAAGUCUGAAACUGCUGCCUUGCUACUCCUUAUCACAACACAUUUAUUUUAUUCCUCACUCUUUGGACAAUAAAACAACACAAAACUUAA